GAAAUGUCAGAAUGCACAUUCGCGCCAGUAUAUUUUUGAUUUUUUAGAAAUUUUUUAUUUUGAAAUAGAAAUACACAAAUAAAAUAGGAAAAUAAACACCAUAGAAUAUUAAACAAAUUUCAAAAGCAUCCAUAUGGGUAUCACAGGCUUGAUACCAUUUCUAGAAAAAUCCUCUUCCAAAGUUCAUCUUAAGGAUUUGCGAGGAACCACCGUAGCAGUGGACACAUAUUGUUGGUUGCACAAAGGCGUUUUCAGUUGUGCCGACAAAAUCUGUCGAGGCGAAGACACUGACAUGUAUGUCACGUAUUGUUUAAAAUACGUUUCCAUGCUUCUAUCCUUUGACAUCAAACCAAUUUUGGUAUUUGAUGGUCGUCACUUACCUGCCAAAGCUCUCACAGAAAAACGUCGACGAGAAAAUCGAGAUGUCUCGCGCAAAAAAGCAGCUGAGCUGCUUCGUCAAGGUAAAACUACCGAAGCGCAUUCACAAAUGAGACGAUGCAUUGAUGUAACUCACGAUAUGGCUCUGCGUCUCAUUAAAGAGUGUCGUUUGAGAAAUGUCGAUUGUAUUGUCGCUCCCUAUGAAGCUGACGCUCAAAUGGCGUUCCUAAAUAAGCUAGACAUUGCUCAGUAUGUCAUCACUGAGGAUUCAGAUCUUACACUUUUUGGAUGUAAAAAAAUCAUUUUCAAAUUGGAUUUGACCGGUUCUGGUUUACUUGUUGAGGCUGACAAACUUUACUUAUCGAUGGGUUGUCGCCAGGAAAAGUACACAUUCGAUAAAUUUCGAACGAUGUGUAUUCUUUCGGGUUGUGAUUAUCUUGAUUCUUUGCCAGGAAUUGGAUUGGCUAAAGCUUGUAAAUUUGUUUUAAUGACUGAAGAGGAUGAUAUGCGACGUGCUUUGCCCAAAAUUCCACAAUAUCUAAACAAGCGUUCUUUAGAAGUAAAUGGAGAUUAUGUUGAGAAUUUCCUUAAAGCAGAUGCAACUUUUAAGCAUAUGUAUGUCUAUAAUCCGUUAGAAAGACGCAUGCAAAGAUUGAAUGAUUUAGAGAUUUUCAAAACAGAUGAACGUUAUUGUUCAAAUGCUGGUGAGCCGCUUGAUGAUGGUAUUGCUUUUCAGUUGGCUCUUGGAAAUCUUAAUCCAUUUUCGUUAAAAGUACUUGAUACUUGGAGUCCUGAUCAUAGUCAGACUUUUAGCAAUGUUAAAAGGACGAAACAUAAAAGCAUUUGGCAAUGUAAUUUUACACCACAUAGUCAGACAGAUAAGAAACAACCAGUAAUUUCGUUUGCGAUACAAUUUAAGAAAGUUGAUUACUCGAAGAUGAAGAAAGAAGAAGAACCAGAAGAAAGGCCCGAAGAAGAUGAAAUAGUUUCAAUGUACAAUGGACCACAGCCUCCGAAAAAGAGGAUCUGCAGUGAUACAGACAAUUGCAUCAUUAGACCCACUGAACUAACGCCAACUAAAAAAACUUCUUACAAUCCAUUUCCAAUGGUUUCGCCACGAGAAAAGAAACCUAUUUUUGAAUUGGUUCUAAAGCCAAGUCCACGUAAACUGCCACCAAUUAAUCCAUUCAAACGUUCCAUAUUCACAACCAAAACUGAAGUUCGAAGUAGAUUUUUUGCAUCGAAUGUUUCUCUUGCUGGUGAAAAUAAUGCUCAAAGUGAAACAGAGACUAAAACGAAUCCAACACUACCAGAACAAACUUCUGAAGAAAUUAUUGAAAAAGUUACUCGAAUUGAAGAGAUCUCAAAAGAGAACAAUGAAAAGAAAGUGGCUUUAUAUGACUAUAAUUCUCCCUCACCAGUAAAGAAUUGUUCUAUUAAAUCAGAAAAAUCACCAAGUACCUUCAUCCAGCCAAUCAAAUCGGAGAGUGCUACACAAAGCCAAAUACCACCGAGUUUUGAUAGUGGAAUUAGUUCAAUGCGUACAACAGCUUCUGGAUCAUCAACACAAAUUAGUUGUAGAGAUAUUGGAGUUAAGAGAUUAAAAGAAGAAGACGAUGAUAAUGUGAUAGAGUUAUCGGAUAAUGAAGAAAAACCUACGCCUGCAUUUAAAAAAAUAAUAACUCCCAAAAAAAUACAACCUGCGAAACCUCGAACUCUUGGAUUAUCAAAAGUGAAAAGGACAAAUAGCAUUACAAGCAAGGUGGUGCCAUCUAAUCAAACUCGUUUAAGUAUGUUUGGUUUUCAAAAAAAACCAUCGUUAAAAUGACAAACCGUGCCAGUCAUACAUACAUAUCUCUUCGUUCCAGUUUCAGUAUUUAUUUAUUUACAGUAUGUUUUGUUAUGUUUAUGUUAGUUUUUGUAUAAGAAUAUAAAUUAAUAACUUAAAUCUA
Episyrphus balteatus (marmalade hoverfly) is the source of this 2330-nucleotide messenger RNA. It is a transcript of the gene tos, whose product is annotated as exonuclease 1. The record is from RefSeq and is a predicted model, not a curated record. Gene Ontology annotation, molecular function: 5'-flap endonuclease activity; DNA binding; metal ion binding. Bases 134 to 2206 code for a protein of 690 amino acids. Gene Ontology annotation, cellular component: nucleus. Gene Ontology annotation, biological process: mismatch repair; DNA recombination. The transcript is spliced from 7 exons. NCBI's taxonomy places the organism in Eukaryota, Metazoa, Arthropoda, Insecta, Diptera, Syrphidae.